AUGGACGGUGCUGGAUACGGGAGCUAUGGCUACCGCCUGGGCCCCCGGCUUCCGUUGCAGGUCGCCAAGGAGAUGGACCAGCCCUCUCAAGUCGUGGGACAAGGCAUCGCUAGUCGCACUUUGACCAGGAGAGGCGACAGCACCUCGUCUUGCGAUGCCGACCCGAACCUGUGCGAAAAGCCUGUUGCUGGAGCUACUCUGCCAGUGGCUAUUGGCUUGGGUAUUGGUAUUCCCCUGAUCGCUAUCAUUUGCACUCUGUGGUAUCUGCACCGCCGGAAUGUGAAGAGGCAGAUCCUGGAGGAUAUGAAAGACCCCCACAAGUCUCUGGACUUCGGUUUGACGAUUGACACCAGCAAAGGAGGAAAGCGGAAGAGUGCAUUCUUCGGUGGAGAGAAGAAGCCCAGCAACAGCGCCAAGCACCGCCAACUAUCGAUGGAUAUGAACCUCUCGAGUCCCUACCUUCUGCCACCAGAGCUCCAGCAAUCGCGAGAGUCGCUCCACUCACUUGCCCGUACCCUUCAUCAGAACGAGGAUCCAUACAGGCCUGUCACCCAGUACGCCGCAAGCGAAAUGGGAUCGAUUCGCUCAUUCCCCAUGAAAGAGGGAGGGGAGGGCUCUUCGGUUUAUACUGGCUCCACUGGCGACAGGACUACAUUGGGAAAGACUCGCUCUGUCGCCUCCUCCAGAGUGAUGCCACCUCCACGACAGAACUCUCUCCCCAAGGUGCCGCCGACACCCACACAGCCUCUCCCGGCCCACGUGAGUCCCGAGCAACCUGAGAUUGCUGCUAUUCCUGUGCCGCCGCCGAUGUCAAAGGACCGCAUGGUUAUGCCCGAGCCUAUUAUCCCUGUCAUUGAGACGGUGUCUUACCCCGACGAGAAGAAUAUGGCUAUCACUACGGACAUGCCCGUGGUUCAGGAGCCACCCAAGAUUGCUCGCAAGGGUCUUCCGUCUUCGCCAAUGCCCGAGCCGGAAUACCAUGAACAACCCAAACAGGCUCAGCCUGACAGUGUCGGCCUCGGACUGAUGGAUGGCAUUGACUUCCCUGACCCGCAUAUGGCACUCCCGCCCCUGGAUGCUUCGGCACACCACAUGUCUCCCGCACCUCUCUCCGCCCCGAUCAUCGAUGCUCCUCAGGACUACUCUGAUGACUGGGACAGGGUCAGCGCCCACGCUCAAGAUCAGUACAAUGAGGGCGACCGUGGUCGUCCUACUCACCGGCGGCAGUCCUCGGAGUACCCACAGGAGGAGCAGUCCACCGGGCUUAAUGUUCCUCAGUACGAGAACAAGAGGUUAUCUGUUGGCUUCAGGCCCCUCCCGCCAGACGAGGUGAUGGAUACGGAGGACCCGGAGACAAGGGCGAACAGAAUCCGGUCCUUCUAUAAGGAAUACUUUGAUGAAUCAACGAACCGACCCGAGAUGCCUGCACUUCCUACGCAAGGCGGAGAGUACUACGAGGACUAUGACCAGAGCUACCUCGGAGACACGGCCUUCUUCGACCCCGAGACAAAUGCCUUUGUCAUGCCGUAUGCACAGCCAGUUGCUCGCCGUGCCAUGACGCCGCCCCCCUCUCGCUCAAGAUUCCCUGGGCCGGGCAGUCCGGGCCCUCGAGGACCUGGACCCCGAGGACCAGGCCCGCGCGGUCCUCCUCGUGGCCCGCACGGCUCAUUGGGCGGCAUGAGUAUGCCUGGAGGACGCGGUCCUUUCCGCCCCGGCUCAGCAGCUUCUAGCAACUGGGGUCCGGGCCCGAGACCUGGAUCCUCAGCCUCGAACCAGUGGGGUCGACCUAGAGCUGGAUCGGCCAUGUCCGCGCGAGGUCCUCGAAAGCCAAUGCCUCCUCCGGCUGCCUUGACGACUCUUCCCACACCGUCCAAGCUGAAGGACGACUCGUUCGCCCUGAUGGGAGCUAUCGACUUUGCCCCUCCGCCCACCUUUGCGGACAAGGUUGCCGGUCGGCCACAGAGCCCGCUAGGCGAGCGACGGCCUUACCAGCUCAACGUGCCAGUCUCGUCGCCGUUGGUGUCGGCCUUUGACGAGAUGGCAGCACUGCCAAGCCCACAUCUUCUACGCAAGUCGGGCACCUUCACGGCUCUGGACUUCGCUCCUCCUCGCAAGUUCAAGGAUUCGGACACCAUGAGCGACGCCGGCAGCAUCAGGAGUAACCGCAGCGGCAUCUCGACCGCUCAGCUCAGCGCCAUCCGCAGCGGCGCCGGUCGCGUGAGCCGUCUGCCGGGCGAUACGGUCUUCACUCAGGCGGCUCUCAACACGACUCUCAAGCCAUCGUGGGGCAUGCGUGAUUAG
Molecule: messenger RNA, 2301 nt
Organism: Thyridium curvatum
Lineage: Eukaryota; Fungi; Ascomycota; Sordariomycetes; Thyridiales; Thyridiaceae
Exons: 3
Coding region: 1-2301 (766 amino acids)
Source: RefSeq, a predicted model, not a curated record